Plectropomus leopardus (leopard coralgrouper) is the source of this 595-nucleotide messenger RNA. The record is from RefSeq and is a predicted model, not a curated record. NCBI's taxonomy places the organism in Eukaryota, Metazoa, Chordata, Actinopteri, Perciformes, Serranidae.
CUCCUCCUCCUGCUCCUGCAGAGGUGUCGUCUCCUCCGAGCACCGCAGAGGGGGACAAACUGAAGCUGGUCGCCCAGGACACCCUGGACUCCCCCAGCCUCAGCCAGACGGCCUCCGUGUCCAGCGAGGACCCCCUGUCCCCCGUGGUCCGACCGUCAGAGUCCGGUCCACGAGCAGCCAACUCUCCGUCGGACAUCGUGAAGGAGACGGACGAGCGGCUGCCGCAGGUCCCCCUUCAGGAGCACGUGUUCUCCGAGUGCUCCAGAGAAAGGAUCCUGGGACUGCUGGCCGCCAUGCUGCCACCAGCCAAACCAGGCAGCACGCUGUCUCUGCCCAGUCUCAGCUCCAUCAUGCCCAAGCUCUUCAGGGCGGUCAUUUCCAACGCCGGCUCGCUCAACGAGACCUACCACCUCACCCUGGGACUGCUGGGUCAGCUGCUGCUCCGCAUCCCUCCGCUGGAGGCCGACGCCGCCGUCACCGAGGCCCUCGCCGACAAAUACGACCUGCUGACGCAGGGAGAGGCGGCCAGCUCGGACACGCAGGGCUGGAAGACCACGCAGCUGCUCCUCAGCCUCGGGGCCGUCUGCUUAGACAG